Messenger RNA from Protopterus annectens (West African lungfish), 2283 nucleotides. RefSeq names its product zinc finger protein 503 (gene ZNF503). The record is from RefSeq and is a predicted model, not a curated record. Gene Ontology annotation, cellular component: nucleus. Lineage: Eukaryota; Metazoa; Chordata; Ceratodontiformes; Protopteridae. Gene Ontology annotation, biological process: negative regulation of DNA-templated transcription. The coding region runs from base 291 to 2036 and encodes 581 amino acids. The transcript has 2 exons.
ACCUUUGCCAGAUGAUAGACUGGAUGAGCUGCUGGUUGGAUCGCUGCGCAGAGCUGAGCUAGAAGGAGAGGGACAAAGUAGCAGUCGGUGGUGUAUCAGUGCAAAUCCAAGUCGCUUCACUGAGUGCAAAAACCUGUGCCACAUCGGAUUAUACAGCUCUACUGAGACUCAGUUCUCUGUGUGUGAACUAUUCAGCUUGGUGUGAUCGGAGUUGCUGCUGGGUUUAUCGAACAUAUGCUUUUUCUCUUUUCUUGACUAACCUUUUCCUGCCCCUCGAUGAGAGCCGGGUCAUGAUCACAUCGCCAUCGGUGCUGCACCCCGCUGUCACGAGUCCCUUCCAAACAAGCCAGACCUCAGAUUGUGCUAGUUCGCCUAAGGAGCAGCAGCCGCCGGGUGGCCACCCGAGCCGCAACGUCCAUCGUCACCAACAGCCUUUUGUGCACCCAACUCCUCCAUCGGACCCUCAGCGACAAGCCCAACGACUUCCUAUCAAGGUUCUCAAGAUGCUGACAGCUCGGACAGGACACAUUUUGCACCCAGAGUACCUGCAGCCUUUGCCGUCCACUCCAGUCAGUCCCAUUGAACUCGAUGCUAAAAAGAGUCCAUUGGCUCUUUUGGCUCAGACAUGCUCACAGAUCGGAAAACCAGACCCAUCUCCUUCUUCCAAGUUGUCCUCUGUUACAUCUAGUGGGUCCGGCGAGAAGGAAUCAAAGUCAGGGCCCCUGAAGCUCAGCGAUAUCGGAGCAGAGGACAAGUCCAGUUUUAAACCCUACUCCAAGCCUUCUGAGAAAAAAGAAUCCUCAUCUGUAGUGUCUUCAGGAGGAGAGAAGGCUGGUUUCCGGGUGCCCAGCGCCACCUGCCAGCCAUUCACGCCAAGGACAGGCAGCCCUAACUCUUCCAGCUCAUCAGUUUCUCCACUACCAGCGGAGGCUAAAUCUAGUGAGGCUCAGGAUAAGAAGGACCACCCAGAGAGCACAAAACUUAACACCUCGGAUGUGUCUGGAGCCACGACCAGUAUAAGCCACAGCAGAAUCAGUGUCAGUUGUGCAGGCAUCAACGUGGAGGUCAAUCAUCAGGAGACAACCUCGGGAUCCAAGCCUUUAUGUUCUGAUUCUAACUCAUCUACAGUAACCUCCUCAGCAUCGGUUCUCGGAUCUGGACUAGUAGCCCCGGUUUCCCCAUAUAAGCCUGGUCAGACUGUAUUUCCUCUUCCACCAGCAAGCAUGACCUACCCAGGGACUUUAGCUGGAGCAUAUGCUGGUUACCCGUCUCAAUUCCUGCCAGCCGGAAUGACUUUAGACCCAACGAAGUCAAGUAGCCUCGUUGGGGCACAAUUAACUUCACUUGGUUGCAGCAAACCGACAGGAUCGAGUCCCUUGGCCGGAGCUUCUCCACCAUCAGUAAUGACGGCUAGUCUUUGUAGAGACCCUUACUGUUUGAGCUACCACUGUGCCAGUCACAUAGCUAGUGCUGCCACUGCAUCUUGCACCCAUGACCCAACAGUUUCGGCUCUUAAAUCCGGAUAUCCUCUAAUGUAUCCCACUCACCCAUUACACAGUGUCCACUCUUCACCUCCAUCUUUUGCUGGCCACCCAUUGUAUCCUUAUGGCUUCAUGAUUCCCAACGAUCCCCUGCCCCACGUCUGCAACUGGGUGUCAGCCAAUGGACCUUGCGACAAACGUUUUGGGAGCUCCGAGGAACUGCUCAGUCACCUGCGGACUCAUACUGCCUUUCCAGGAACGGAGAAACUCAUCUCUAGCUACCACAGCUCUUCCUCUUUGGCAAGUGCGGCUGCAGCCAUGGCCUGCCACAUGCACAUUCCAACCACAGUGGCACCAGGGGGCACAAGCACGUUAGCGCUAAGGAGCCCUCAUCACGCUUUGGGAUUGAGCAGUCGCUAUCAUCCUUAUUCAAAGAGCCCUUUGCCUACCCCAGGUGGCCCAGUACCAGUACCGGCAGCCGCAGGACCUUAUUACUCACCAUAUGCACUGUAUGGCCAGAGACUUACGACAGCAUCAGCUUUGGGGUAUCAGUAGAAAACCAGCGAUUUGCAAACUUAGUGCAAAGAAAUGCAAGCAAAACUGACGUUAACAUUUGUUCAAAUAGUGCGCACUCAAGGACUGGCUCCAUUGGGCACUGUAUUUAUUUGUUAGCUACAAGCAGGACAAUACAUUCGAAAAAAGUGCAUUACUUUGACAACUUGAUUCGGUAAAGUGGAACACCCAAUGUAGAAUAAAUUGUUAAUAUUAAUAAUAAUAAUAAAGAAACUAUAGUUUUUUUUUC